This is a messenger RNA of Penicillium canariense, 546 nucleotides long. RefSeq lists its product as uncharacterized. The coding region runs from base 1 to 546 and encodes 181 amino acids. The record is from RefSeq and is a predicted model, not a curated record. The transcript is spliced from 4 exons. NCBI's taxonomy places the organism in Eukaryota, Fungi, Ascomycota, Eurotiomycetes, Eurotiales, Aspergillaceae.
AUGCAUGCGCUGCGUCCGCCAGUAGACAUUAUCAACCAGGGCCAGGUAAUCCGGAAGGGGAUCCGGGAGACGCCGCACCGCCUGGUCAAGCCUGCCCUUGUACUUUACAAGACUGAUGCGGUGCAGGCCAAGGCGGGCAUCACUAUUCCCAUCGCUGCGGUCCACAGCGUCCAGCAAUGCAUGGAGGUCCAAUUCGGCAGGCGACUUCGAGAAAGCCUGGGACCAAUCCUCAUACGGCGCUAUCCAGUCGAUAUCAUGCCGAUAUGUGGCUCUAUCAUCCGGCAAAAACCAUGGUGCGACGACGACCAUAACUCUGAGAGAUGUGCAAUGCGUCGCGAUAUACUUCAGCGUCUUAUAAAGAAGCAGCCUCAGGCCACGAUCGUUGGGAACGUCGCGCACGAAGAACAAGUGUUGUGUGAAAUUGAACCAGCCCAGCUUUUCGAUGUGAGUGUGAGUUUGGCGCAGGACCUGGCGGGCCUCGGAGUUAGCUUGACCGAUGGACCUAUGGGGGACCAGGAGGCUGUUAAGGCGAAGGUCCAGAUGUAG